Hypoxylon trugodes is the source of this 786-nucleotide messenger RNA. RefSeq names its product ribosomal protein S5, N-terminal domain-containing protein. The transcript has 3 exons. The coding region runs from base 1 to 786 and encodes 261 amino acids. Gene Ontology annotation, molecular function: RNA binding; structural constituent of ribosome. NCBI's taxonomy places the organism in Eukaryota, Fungi, Ascomycota, Sordariomycetes, Xylariales, Hypoxylaceae. Gene Ontology annotation, biological process: translation. The record is from RefSeq and is a predicted model, not a curated record. Gene Ontology annotation, cellular component: ribosome; cytosolic small ribosomal subunit.
AUGGCUGACCGAGGCGGUGCCCGAGGUGGUGGUUUCGGUUCACGAGGUGACCGAGGCGGCGAUCGUGGCCGUGGUCGUGGACGAGGCCGAGGCCGUCGUGGUGGUAAUAAGGAUAGCGAGAAGGAGUGGAUGCCCGUCACCAAGCUCGGUCGUCUCGUUAAGGCUGGCAAGAUCAAGAGCAUGGAGGAGAUCUACCUACACUCUCUCCCUAUCAAGGAGUACCAGAUCGUCGACUUUUUCCUACCCAAGCUUAAGGAUGAAGUCAUGAAGAUCAAGCCCGUCCAGAAGCAGACCCGUGCCGGUCAGCGAACCCGAUUCAAGGCCAUCGUCAUCAUUGGUGACUCCGAGGGUCACGUCGGUCUCGGUAUCAAAACCUCCAAGGAAGUCGCUACCGCCAUCCGAGCCGCUAUCAUCAUCGCUAAGCUCAGCGUUAUCCCCGUCCGACGUGGUUAUUGGGGUACCAACCUUGGUCUUCCUCACUCUCUGCCCGUCAAGGAGAGCGGAAAGUGUGGUUCCGUCACAGUCCGACUUAUCCCCGCUCCCCGUGGUACCCAGAUCGUCGCGUCCCCCGCCGUCAAGCGUCUCCUACAACUUGCCGGUAUCGAGGAUGCCUACACUUCGUCAUCCGGUUCGACCAAGACUCUUGAGAACACCCUAAAGGCCACAUUCGCCGCUAUCUCCAACACAUACGGUUUCUUGACACCCAACCUAUGGUCCGAGACGAAGUUGAUCCGAAGCCCGUUGGAGGAGUACGCGGACACCCUUCGGGAAGGAAAGAGAUACUAA